UAGAUUCAAAUAUCAGAUAUCUAGAUCCAAAUGGCUCUCUCAGUUUCAAAGAUCUCCUAUUUUGCCUUGUUUGCAUCUCUCUUCAUCUGUUUGGUUGUAGCUCACGAUUUUUCAAUAAUGGGUUACUCGCCAGAGCACCUGACAUCCAUGGAUAAACUCACUGCGAUAUUUGAAUCAUGGAUGUCGAAACACGGCAAGACCUAUAGAAGCAUUGAAGAGAAGCUACAUAGAUUUGAAGUUUUCAAAGAUAACUUGAUGCAUAUUGACCACAGGAACAGAGAUAUUACAACCUACUGGCUUGGAUUAAAUGACUUUGCAGAUUUGACACAUGAAGAGUUCAAAAGCAAGUACUUGGGAUUGAAUACUGAAUUUCCUAAAAGAGGAACUUCUUCAGACUUCACUUACAGAGAUAUAGUAGACUUACCUAAAUCCAUUGACUGGAGAAAGAAAGGAGCAGUCACUUCAGUAAAAAAUCAGGGCUCAUGCGGUAGCUGUUGGGCAUUCUCAACAGUUGCGGCUGUAGAAGGCAUAAACCAGAUUGUAACAGGAAACCUAACUUCACUGUCGGAGCAAGAGUUGAUCGACUGCGACACCAGCUUUAAUAAUGGCUGCAAUGGAGGACUCAUGGACUAUGCAUUUGAAUACAUAAUGAACAAUGGAGGACUCCACAAGGAGGACGACUACCCAUAUCUAAUGGAAGAAGGCACUUGUGACGAAAAGAGGGAAGAGAUGGAGGUAGUGAGUAUUAGUGGUUACCAUGAUGUGCCAGAAAAUGAUGAAGUGAGUCUGUUGAAGGCUCUAGCUCACCAACCUCUUAGCGUAGCUAUUGAGGCUUCUGGAAGAGAUUUCCAAUUCUAUAAAGGAGGGGUAUUUACUGGACCUUGUGGAGCCGAUCUAGAUCAUGGGGUAGCAGCAGUUGGAUAUGGAGCAUCAAAAGGCCUAGACUACAUCAUUGUGAAGAACUCCUGGGGACCAAAAUGGGGUGAAAAUGGAUACAUAAGAAUGAAGAGAAAUACAGGAAAACCAGAAGGGUUAUGUGGGAUUAACAAAAUGGCUUCAUAUCCUACCAAAAAAAAGUGAUCGAAUGUCAACAAUAAACAAUUUCCUUUCUUUUCUUUUCUUUUUUUUUCCUCAAAACUGAUCAUUGCUUCAUUAGAUGGAAUUUCCAUGUUAACCUUUGCCAUUGCUAUCUAUCAAUAAAAUGAGAUGAAAUUCACAUUGAA
Molecule: messenger RNA, 1223 nt
Organism: Jatropha curcas
Lineage: Eukaryota; Viridiplantae; Streptophyta; Magnoliopsida; Malpighiales; Euphorbiaceae
Gene: XCP1
Product: xylem cysteine peptidase 1
Biological process (GO): proteolysis
Molecular function (GO): cysteine-type peptidase activity
Source: RefSeq, a predicted model, not a curated record